Molecule: messenger RNA, 945 nt
Organism: Episyrphus balteatus (marmalade hoverfly)
Lineage: Eukaryota; Metazoa; Arthropoda; Insecta; Diptera; Syrphidae
Gene: ND-ACP
Product: acyl carrier protein, mitochondrial
Exons: 5
Coding region: 106-666 (186 amino acids)
Biological process (GO): fatty acid biosynthetic process
Cellular component (GO): mitochondrion
Molecular function (GO): acyl binding; acyl carrier activity
Source: RefSeq, a predicted model, not a curated record
AUUUCAUAAUCUAUCCGUCCUUGUCUUUUGUCUUAAUUCACGUCGACAGACAGGCAGAAGUUUUUACAUAAUUCAACCAAGAACGAAAAAUUCAGUGCUUAAAUCAUGUCACUGACUCAAGUUGUUCGUAGCUGUAGCCGUGGCUUCAAUGUUGCUGCAAAUACUGUCCGUGCUAAUGGUCGGCGUAUUGCUCCAGCAAUUGUUCCUGCCAUUCGCAAAAUGCAUAUGAAUCCUGCACCGGCGAUUUGCACUAAGAUCAAUCAACAAAAGGUACAGAUCCAAAGAUCAUUUGCUUCAAAAAUUACAAAAGAAGACAUUCGCGAACGUGUCCUUAAAGUUGUAGCUGCCUAUGAUAAAGACAGAAGGAGUCUGUGGCAGUUGCAAUCGAUACGCUUAUAUUCGGAUGUACCACCACUAUCACUCAAAUUAAUCAAACAACGGGUUCUAUUGGUGUUGAACUUGUACGAUAAGGUUGAUCCUAAAAAGCUCUCAGUUGACUCACAUUUCAUCACCGAUCUUGGUCUUGAUUCAUUGGACCAUGUAGAAGUCAUCAUGGCAAUGGAAGACGAGUUCGGUUUUGAAAUUCCCGAUGGUGAUGCCGAAAAGCUAUUGAGGCCUGCCGAUAUCAUUCGAUAUGUUGCCGAUAAGGAAGAUGUUUAUGAAUAAAUAUAAAACAAAAAAAAGUGUAAUAAAUUAAUUAAAAACGAAAAAUAAAAUAACUUUAAAACAACAUGUUGAGCAAAAAUACCAAAACAAAAAUAUGAAAUAUUAAUUAAGAAAUUUAAAAGAAAAAUGUUGAUGGCUUUUAAAAAACAAACUGCCUGUAUUUGUUUUGUUCUUUUCAUUUGCCAUAGAUAAUUCCUUCAAAGCCUCUAAAGAAUGUUGAAUGACACGAUUAUGUAAAAAUAGGCACAUGAUUCAAUAAACAUCUGAAGACAAAACAAA